AUUAACUUUUGUAGCAGCAGUGGGGGUUGUGUUUUGAGGUGGUUGAUGCAUAAUAGUGCAAUUUUGUUUUGGUGCAAUAUUUACGAAGCGCUUGUCAGUCUUCUUCCUCACACAUCUCAUAUCCUCCAACGGCAGCCAGUCAAAACCAGACGACAUGGUACCAGCAUGCAUCAACCACCUCAUGACACAACCCCCAUGGCUUCUCCUUGUCUCCUCUCUUGGCUUUCUCUCCCUCCUCACCCACACCCUCUCCCUCCUCAAAUGGAUCUUCGCCAAAUUCCUCAGACCUUCCAAGAACCUCAAGCACUACGGUUCCUGGGCACUCAUCACCGGCGCCUCUGAUGGGAUUGGAAAAGCCUUCGCACACCAAUUAGCCCUUCAUGGCCUCAACCUAAUCCUAGUAGGAAGAAACCCCCAAAAACUGGAAUCAGUCUCGACGGAGAUUCUAGCUCAAUCCCCUAUUACGAAAAUCAAGAUCGUGACUUUUGAUUUCUGCGGUGAUAUUUCGAAAGGCGUCCGCCUGAUUGAGGAGGCGAUUGAAGGGCUGGACGUCGGGGUGUUGAUAAACAACGUCGGGAUCACGUACCCGGCUGCAAGGUUUUUCCACGAAGUGGAGGAGAGGGUUUGGAUGGACAUCGUAAGGGUGAAUCUGGAGGGAACCACAAGGGUUACCAAAGCGGUGAUGCCGGGGAUGAUCAAGAGGAGGAGCGGCGCCGUCGUUAACGUUGGGUCCGGAGCCGCCAUUGUCGUGCCGUCGCACCCUCUGUACGCAAUCUAUGCUGCUACAAAAGCGUUCGUGGAUCAAUUAUCAAGAUCUUUGCAUGUGGAGUACAAGGGCUGUGGCAUCCACGUCCAAUGUCAGGUACCAUUGUAUGUGGCAACUAAUAUGGCAUCCAAGGCAGCAUUGAUUGAGAAAUCGACCCUCUUUAUUCCAUCAGCAAAUGAUUAUGUACAAGCAGCUAUUUGUCACAUCGGUUAUGAGCCACGGUGCACCCCAUAUUGGGCUCACUCGAUCCAAUGGUGCUUGGCUCGAUUGCUAGUACCAGAUGAUGUCCUUGAUGCUUGGCGUUUCUAUAUUGGAGUCAAUAGGAGAGGGAAACCCAAAUUUGAGUAGAAUACUUGUCAAAGUAAUUAGAUGAAUUAAUCAAAUUAAAUAUGUGUAAUUGAUUUUCCUGAAUGAAUUAGAUCCAUAUGGUUGUUAUAUAUAUAGUUUAUAUACAGUGUAAUUCCUCUGUUCAAUUUUAAAAUAUCUA
This is a messenger RNA of Rubroshorea leprosula, 1253 nucleotides long. The record is from the annotation of a GenBank genome assembly. Lineage: Eukaryota; Viridiplantae; Streptophyta; Magnoliopsida; Malvales; Dipterocarpaceae.